Molecule: messenger RNA, 441 nt
Organism: Fraxinus pennsylvanica
Lineage: Eukaryota; Viridiplantae; Streptophyta; Magnoliopsida; Lamiales; Oleaceae
Source: the annotation of a GenBank genome assembly
AUGCAGCUGCCAAGAUCGGUUGUAUUGACAUACAUAUAUCAGAUUGUAUGCAAGGUGAAGUGGGCAUGGGAUUGCCUUCUUAUCCAGUCCUUCUUUCAGCCUCGCAGAAUAUUUGAGUUACCAGACUAUGUUGAUGACCUUAGUGUAACGUGUUAUGAGAAUAAUAAUCAUGAGCGUUGGGAUUCAUCCAUGGAGUGUGCUGGUUGCUUAUGCAGAAUUAAUGAAGGGGAUGAGGUUAUAGAGCUGAGAUGCAGCCAUCUUUAUCACAGAGUUUGCAUAGAAAGGACGAUAGGAUAUGGUCACAGAACAUGUCCACUCUGCCGGAAUGACAUACAGCCACCGCAACUGGCAGCGGAGCUCCAUCUGCAGGCGGAGGUGAUACUAAUCAACUUCUGCGCCACCAGAUCAAGGGAUGACCUCUGUACCUGGUGGCUGCGCUAA